Molecule: messenger RNA, 2902 nt
Organism: Octopus bimaculoides (California two-spot octopus)
Lineage: Eukaryota; Metazoa; Mollusca; Cephalopoda; Octopoda; Octopodidae
Biological process (GO): regulation of transcription by RNA polymerase II
Molecular function (GO): DNA-binding transcription factor activity, RNA polymerase II-specific; RNA polymerase II cis-regulatory region sequence-specific DNA binding
Source: RefSeq, a predicted model, not a curated record
CAAGGGAAAAUUGCAAACGGCACCGCCUGUUGAAUCUGUUUGUAAUUAAUUCAGCUAAUUAAUCUACUUAUAUCAUGUAUUGUAAUUAUCUCAAGUUAAUGAACCAUAUUAUUUUUACUCUGAUCAUUCUUAAUUUUUCUGUUCCUCUUUAAGUCAGAAAAACUCGUUCCUUCGAUUGUCACCUUGGAACAACAUUGUCCACUUUACUUCUUUGCGUGAUAAACAUUCCCGAUUUAUUAAGACUAAAAGUACACACAUUUUUCUUUCGCCUACAUCGAUUUUACACUGCCGUACCUCUUCUUGUUUACAGAUCUCUCCAUUGUAACUUGUAGAGUAAUGCCAAUCUCAUAAGAACGUUUGUUACCAAUCGUAUAUAGACGCUCUAUAUUUUAUGGACGACAGAACAUCAUUAAAUUGUGAAUUAAUCAGCGAGAAACAUUCUAGCAGUGAGCAGAAAAAUGUAUCUACCUUGGAAAUAUUCCACACAUGUAAACAGAGAUGUGCAAUAUCGAAAGGGACGAAGUGAGCGACGGUAGAUUAUACCUAAAGACAAUUUUCAGCUUUUGAGAAUUAAUAUGGAGAACGUUACACAGACUGGCAGAGGUGAAGAACCAGUACAUAACGAAACAUUUACUAAAAAAAGAUCAUUACAGGAAAAUAUUACUGAAUAUAGAUGUGAUGUUUGUAAGAAAAAAUUAUCAUCAGAACAUGAAGUCUUGAAGCAUAAAGAAAUACAUUGGAAGAAGAGGCCCUUCCACUGUGAAAUAUGUGGUAAAUGUUUCAUUAAGAAGCCUCAUCUUGUAUCCCACAUACGUAGUCACACUGGAGGACGAUUCUAUCACUGUGAGAUAUGUGGGAAAUCGUUUCUUUCUAAACAGGAUUUAAACAGACACAACAAAGGACAUACUGGAGAAAAACCUUUCCACUGUGAAAUUUGUGAGAAAUGUUUUCUUUUUAAAUAUGAUUUGAACAGACACAAGAGAACUCAUUCUGGAGAAAAACCAUAUCAUUGUGAAGUGUGUGGUAAAUUCUUCUCUGACAAUUCUCAUCUUGUUGUCCACAAGCGUAGUCACACUGGAGAAAAACCAUAUUCUUGUAAUAUAUGUGGGAAAUCAUUUUCUGUUAGUGGGAGUCUUGUUAUUCACAAACGUAUCCACACUGGGGAGAAACCUUUCCAUUGUGAAAUUUGUGGGAAAUCUUUUGUUUGUAAUAGUUAUUUGACAAGACACAAACGGACACACACUGGAGAAAAACUCUUUUCUUGUGAAAUUUGUGGAAAAACCUUUAUUAAUAAUUCAUGUCUUGUAAAUCAUAAACGAAUGCACACUGGGGAGGAACCCUUCCACUGUGAGAUAUGUGGGAAGCAUUUCAGUAAAAACUUUCAUCUUGUAUCCCACAAACGUAGUCACAGUGGAAAACAACCCUUUCACUGUGAGAUUUGUGGGAAAUCGUUUUUUACUAAAAAUUGUUUAGACAGGCACAACAAAACACACACGGGGGAAAAACCCUUUCAUUGUGAAAUAUGUGGGAAAUCUUUUAUUUCUAAAAGUCAUUUAAACUUGCAUAACAAAACACAUACUGGAGAAAAACCAUAUCAUUGUGAUAUAUGUAGUAAAUCUUUUCUACAUCAAUAUAAUUUAAACAGGCACAAGAGAACACACACUGGAGAAAAACCUUAUCAUUGUGAAGUGUGUGGUAAAUUCUUCUCUGACAAUUCUUCUCUUUUAGUCCACAUGCGUAGACAUGCUGGAGAAAAACCAUAUUCUUGUAAUAUAUGUGGGAAAUCCUUCACUGUCAGUACAAGUCUUGUUAUCCACAAACGUAUUCACACUGGAGAGAAACCUUUCCACUGUGAAAUUUGUGGGAAAUCUUAUGCUGAUAAUAGCUAUUUGACAAAACACAUACGUUGUCACACAGGAGAAAAUUCUUUUCACUGCGAAACAUGUGGGAAAAGUUUUAUUGAUAAUAGCAAUUUAAUAAAGCACAAACGAACACACACGGGAGAGAGACCUUUCCGCUGUGAAACCUGUGGAAAAUGUUUUACCCGUAAUUUCAGUCUUGUUGUUCACAAACGUAUUCACAGUGGAGAAAGACUUUUCAGUUGUGAUAUAUGUGGAAAAUCUUUUAGAACUAACAGUGUCUUGAAAACACACAAGAAAACACAUCCUGGAAUGAACCAUUUGGACUAAUUUUAAAUUUACAGUCCAUUUAUAGAGAGCCAGGGGACAAACAUUUUAUCUUCAUUAAGUAUUUUGGAAGUCAUUCUCCUUGUGUUCUCGUCUUUAUUUAAGAGAGACUAUUUCAUUAAAUCCACAUGUUUGUUGCUUGCUGGACUUGCUAUUAUGACAUACUUCACUUGUACUUAUACACACAUACAUAUACUCAGAGUUGAAACUCUGAUUUUUUAUUUCAGCAUUGAAUGUUCACCAUUCCACUUCCAUUGCACACACACACACACACACAAACAUUCACAUACCUCCCUUUUACAUAGGAAAUUAAAAAUAGUUAAAAUGUUUGAUUUGGUUUUUUUUUCUCUCACAGUAGAAUUUCCAUCUUCCCACUACCAGUUUGCCAUCACCCCUUCCUUCCUUAUUCAUCUAUCACCCCUUCCUUUCUCAUUCAUAUGUUGUGACAGAGAAAAACACAAGAGUAGAUAAACACUGGUCGAAAAAAGUUAACAGUAUUUUCAAUGUGAAAUAUGUGGUGAAUUGUUCUGUGUAUAGAAAGUCUACACUUGAAGUUAACAUGUGAAUACAGACUGGAGAUAGAAAUUGUCAUUUUGAGAUAUGCUGGAAAUGAUUCUCUGAAUUGUAGCUCUGUAAAUCACAAAGAAACCCAAGAAGUUAACCCUUUUUGUUACCAUAUUUAUGUUGAAAUAAAAUAUAAUUUCGUUUUUACCAUU